Molecule: messenger RNA, 453 nt
Organism: Humulus lupulus (European hop)
Lineage: Eukaryota; Viridiplantae; Streptophyta; Magnoliopsida; Rosales; Cannabaceae
Exons: 1
Coding region: 1-453 (150 amino acids)
Source: RefSeq, a predicted model, not a curated record
AUGCGACAAAGACGGUGGUUGGAGCUGGUAAAGGAUUAUGAUUGUGAAAUCCUAUACUAUCCAUGGAAAGCCAAUGUAAUGGUAGAUUCCUUGAGUCAGAGAGGUCUAGGGAAAUUGUUUAGCUCGAAACAAAUAUUUGAGAGAUUAGCUGAAGAUAUGACUAGAGCGAGGAUUGAACUUGUGGUUGUCCAGUUAGCCAACAUUACUAUUCAGUCUACACUCUUUGAAAGAAUAAGAGAAGCUCAAAGAAAUGAUCCUCAGUUAAGGAAACAUCAGGAGGAUGUCCUAGCUAGAGUGGCUAAGGACUUUAUUAUAUUAGAGACAUACAUGUUAAGGUAUAAGGAUCAAAUUUGUGUUCCGAUGGAUGCUAGUAUCAGGCAAGAGUCUGAGAGGAAGAUUAAGAUAUUAAAAGAUAUGCUAAGGGCAUGUGUAUUGGAUUUUGGGGAAUCUUAG